Messenger RNA from Wasmannia auropunctata (little fire ant), 2265 nucleotides. RefSeq lists its product as uncharacterized. Lineage: Eukaryota; Metazoa; Arthropoda; Insecta; Hymenoptera; Formicidae. The record is from RefSeq and is a predicted model, not a curated record. The coding region runs from base 37 to 1605 and encodes 522 amino acids. The transcript has a single exon.
AAUAUGUGCUAAAAAUAUUUGAAUUUUUAGACUACGAUGCCGUGUCUAUCGGCGAUGUUUCCGUUGAUCUUCCUGCUGGCUGAAAUCAACGCGGCUGGCAUCGGCGAGGCUUGGCAGGUUACGCCAUACGUGAAAUCGCUCACGAAUCCGUUUCGACCACGACUGGACUCCUCGGCGUUCGAAGUUCGCACCGUAAGCGGAAUAGGCCGUCUGGCUCCGCUCGACGAAACGCGAAACACUCAGAAGCGUCCGGACCUCACGACACCAGGUCUCGUAGGACCGAACGUCCUUUCAGACGGAACCAAUGAAGCCCUUCGCGAGAAUAAAAACCUCGAGCAAUUUCGAAAACUCUUGGAGGACUCGUACGAUAAUGGCGAGGCUGACGAUGUCGUCGCAGGCGGUGCCGUACCUAUUCAAAGGAUUUUCCACAAGACGCUCAUGAUGAGAAUCCUGCAUGCGGACAAGGAAAACGAUGACGACGACGACGACGACGACAAGCAAGCCACGAGGGGGAUCGUACAGCGUAUUCGCAGGCAAGCGGAGAACGACACGAGCAUGGAGAAGAUCUCGACGACGAAGAACGUGCGCGAGGCGCGUAUGAACUCCCCCGAAGCAUGGUCGACCGCGACGCAGCCGAUCUCGGUGGAAUUUCGUCAACGUAUCCCCUUGGAUCAGGUGAUCCAGCAGCAGCAGCAACAGGAGGAGGAAGAGGCCGCGGCUCUGUCCAGCAUCUAUCGCAGAUAUCAGCCACCUAGGGCGGACUUCGUGACGGGCCAGCAACAUCGACGCUACCCAGACUAUCGCGAGUCCAGGGAUCUGCCGAUCACCAAGACUUACGACGACUACGAUCCGAUGUCCUGGUACAGGAACGCGAUACGCGAGAGGGAUUACGAGUAUCCGUCGUAUCGCCGUGGAUACAGCUACCAGUAUCCCGAUCGCUACAGGAUGGAGAGGGACUAUUACAUGCGGAUGCCGAGCGAUCAGUAUUACUACGAUCGUUACGAUCGUUACAGAGAUGACGACCUCGAUCUUUACGGCAGAAAUCGACCCGCGCCGAAGCCUAAGCGGGUCAUCUACUACGCCACCCUGCCGGAAAUCGUGAGGAAACCGGUGGACCUGAGGAACCACCCGCGGUACGACGCGGGUGCGGCUAGAACGUCGGUCACGCGGGACGGUACUUACAAACGCAUACCCGGCAACGUCGAUCCCAGCAAGUAUCGGUACAACAAACAGUCGUACAGCGGCUACGAUCCCUACACGAAGAGGUCGAGCUAUUACGAUCGUACAUAUGGAUAUCCCGAGGACGAUUCACGACGAGUCCGAGUGUCCACCAAAGACGACUUGAGAAACGACAGAUUCGGCAGCGCGAACAACGAGCGGAAAGUGAGCAACCUUAUAGCGAUCAGGGACGAUGACUCGGGUAAGCUGCCUUGGCCAGUGCAGAUCGGCACGGAGGUCAGCAUCAAGGAUGACGACAGAAUCUCCGGUCGAAAGAUCUUCGGCGAGUCGAGCAUCGGCUACGAGAGAUUCCAGAGUGCACAACUGCAGAAAGCGCCGGAUGCGACGGGAUCCGGCGAGCAGAGCGAGCUUCAGAGCGACAAUUAACAGUCGAGGACUACGUCCGUUUACUUUUUUUUUUAAAUUUAUAUUUACUUCUUGAAGAAUUAUAUAGUCGCAAUAUGUCAUCAAAAUUACAGUUUUGGAAACGCAAUUUUGAGAUAUGUAAUAUCAUAAGAUAUUCAAGCAAUAUCGAAUACGUAUAAAAAUAAAUAUUAUACAUUUCAGGGUAUCUUCCAUUUAGCAUUGUCUUUGCUAUCACUGAAUGUUGAAAAAAGAUAGAAUAAUGCUUGUGUCGACUUGGAUAAAUGGAAGGCAUCUUUAAAUACUACAAUAAAUGAUUUGGAAAUAUAUAAUAAUUAGAAAAAAACAAAAGUUACAUUUGAACAAUUUAGCAGGUGUCGAUAAAAUUUAAUUUUAUCACUGCAAUCAAGCUCAUUAAAUAUUUAAGAGGUAGCUUUUUAAAAAAAGAUUAUCUCUUGGUAAUGCUCGGAAUGCUGCAGGGUUUACAUUUUUUUAUAUAGAUAUUUAGUUUUGAUAAGUAUUUGAUAUAGAUUGCCAAGCAUUAUUUCCUGUCAACAAUACAUCCUGAAAUGGAUUGUCACUAUAAACUGUUAAAUUUCGUAUAAACAAAUACAGCAUUAUUGAAUGUAUAAUAUAAGAUAAGAAAUCAUUAAACCUUAAUCGUUAAUUGAUUAUUAAUUCCAU